Messenger RNA from Carica papaya (papaya), 2171 nucleotides. NCBI's taxonomy places the organism in Eukaryota, Viridiplantae, Streptophyta, Magnoliopsida, Brassicales, Caricaceae. The record is from RefSeq and is a predicted model, not a curated record.
ACAAUAAAACAAUUAAUUAACUUUCACCGCACCAACAGACAACAGAUCGCCUUCGCCGGCCGGCGUCUGGGUAUGAACUCCGUGUUUCUACUACAAUACGCACUACUGACCGGAGCAGUUAUCCAACGACGAAAAACGGCAUCGUUGCGCUUCAUAUAUAUACUGUGCUAAGAACCUGCCGCUUUUAACGGGCGGUGGCGUUAAAAGUGAAGGAAUGAGUGUCAUCAUCAUCACCUACCUACCCCCAGAGACCAACACGAUUUCUAAGCAAACUUAAAAGAGACAAACAGAGAUAGAAGAGUGGACCGCUAAAAUGGCGGCUGCCUCUUCAACAGCAACUCAGUCCCCAUUCAAAACCUUCGACGCCUCUCAAGCCAAUUCCCUUAAACCCCACUCUUCUUCUCGCAUCUUUAUCAACUUCAAAUCUUUGACCCCUAACCGUAACCGUCAAAUCAGGUGUCUUAUCAAGAGCUUCGAGAACCAGCCGCAAAAUCAGAAUGUAGAUUUCCUAUCGGGAAGUGAUUCCAUCCAUUUGAUCCAACCCAAUUCUUCUCCUUCCUCCGCCAUAUCCAUGGCUGCUGCUUCUUCAUCGGAAUCUGUAUCCAAGACCGUCAAAAGGGUCUGUCUCUUUUACUGCGAUGAGACCAAGGCUCUUGCCGAGCGAGUCGCAGCGGAGUCUGAUGCCAUUGAGCUACGUAGUAUAAACUGGAGGACGUUCGAAGAUGGGUUUCCAAACUUAUUCAUACCAAAUGCUUAUGGCAUUCGUGGACAGCGCGUAGCUUUUUUGGCCUCAUUUAGUUCUCCCGGCGUCAUCUUCGAGCAGCUCUCUAUAAUCUAUGCAUUGCCAAAGCUGUUUAUCUCCUCGUUCACGCUUGUCCUUCCCUUUUUCCCUACGGGCACUUUCGAGCGCAUGGAGGAUGAAGGCGAUGUUGCAACGGCUUUUACUCUUGCUAGAAUCUUAUCAAAUAUACCCACCUCUAGGGGAGGACCCACUAGCUUAGUCACCUUUGAUAUCCAUGCAUUGCAGGAGAGAUUCUACUUUGGCGAUAAUAUAUUGCCAUGUUUUGAGAGUGGUAUACCUCUGCUUAAGAAGAGACUCCAACAGCUUCCUGAUUCUGACAAUAUAUCCAUUGCAUUCCCUGAUGAUGGUGCAUGGAAGCGGUUUCAUAAGCAACUGCAACAUUUCCCAACGAUUGUUUGUGCUAAAGUUCGAAUAGGUGAUAAACGAAUUGUACGUAUCAAAGAGGGUGAUCCUGAAGGACGGCAUGUUGUGAUUGUUGAUGAUUUGGUCCAGUCAGGUGGCACUCUGAUUGAAUGCCAGGUAUGCAAUUUCACAUAUAUGAUUUCUGUUUACUACGAAUCUUCACAUACUUUUUUAAAAUCUGGAGGUUACCAUCUACAAGCUAUGGCUACAAGGUGAAACUCUGAAGUUUGGUACUGUUACAAGAUAAAAUCACGAACUUUGACAGUGUUGAGAAUGCAUGUGAUUUUGAGUGGAAGUGUCAACUUUAGUGAUCCCUUUGAUUUUUUUUUUUUUGAGAAGUGUAUUUGAAUUACAGAAAUAGUUUGGUAUGAAGAGGUUUAUGGCUUUUUCUGGUCUUGAUCCUGCUUAAUGGAAGCUGUACCAAGUUAACUGAAUCCAAUGAUAGCUAUAUGUAAGAAGGAAGUUUGGUAAUUUAUACCUUCCACUAACCUGCAUUUGAUUAUUUCCAUUUAGUUUCUUGUUAUUUCCUAGUUUUGAUUCUCAUGUUACUCUUAAUAUGCAUAAUUAGAAUAUAAUUUAUUGUUUCAGUUGUUCUAAGAAAAUUAUUAUGUUUGUGUUACUACACCUCUAUCUUAAAUUUCUUUACGUGGAGAAUUUAAAUCUUAGAUACCUAAUAGAUUAUGGUCUAGUUAUGUGUAUUAAGAUUAAUAUGAAUAUUAAAACUAGCAAUUGAGUAGAAAUUGAAGGAAAAUGAAACAAAAGCAACCUAAAGCCAAUGUGAUAAAAUGUAUUAAGUUAAUUUUUUACCUCUGGGAAUUGUACUUCAGCGUGAGUGCACUGCUUUUGACUCUCAUUUGAGUUGAUGUUCCUUUAACAAUUAUAUUCAUUCUUAGUCAUUGGUUGUGCAAAAAUAUGGACCCUUUCUCAUAUUCUGUAUGGGCAAUGUUCAAAUUAGUUUCAUCAACUU